AUGCAGGCAUCUUUGAACUCCUCGCCGCACGCGUCCACAGGCGCGAGCCCACACCGGCAGAUGUUCGGUGUUGACCUCCGCAUGCCGUGGAACCUCCUCCGGCAGGCCGUCGUUGGGUCACCUCAGGCCGAACGCCAGGAUGCCGACGAAUGCACCAAGUACGCGGCAAUGGUCAUGAAGAAGCGCCACGACAGCCGGCACCAGCCAAUCUUCUUCAACAAAGACGACUCCGUGUAUCUUCGCCUACAGCAAGGGGUAGAGCCAGGCUACAAACUCCCUUCGAAAGACGUGACCAAGAAGUUGACCCAACGACACAUGAGCAUCACCCUUUCCUAA
Molecule: messenger RNA, 336 nt
Organism: Penicillium brasilianum
Lineage: Eukaryota; Fungi; Ascomycota; Eurotiomycetes; Eurotiales; Aspergillaceae
Source: the annotation of a GenBank genome assembly